CUAGAUUGCCUCUGGGGAACAGUGAAGAAAACUCUCACCUCACAGAAGACAGAGAAAAGGCCGUCCAUCGCACCAAAAGGAGCCAGCAGAAUAAACGACUUGAUUCAGGUAUGGAUUCUUUCUCAGAACAAUGAUUUCAUUACAUUCAGAGAAUGCCUAAUUAGUUCUAAUUAGUUUUAUGGCUGGACGGAUGGGUAUACAUCAAAGUUUUUCCUCCAGGGAAAAGACUCAUGUAAAAAUCAAGACAGCAGGGACAGAGCAGGUCUGAACCCUGUAUGCUGCAAGGUUCAUGGUUGGAGUGGUAUUUCUUGUAACGCCAGCAAUGUUUAGUUGUGUUUACAGAGGCUGGAUCUGUGCACUUUGGGAGGGAAACGUUGUUCCCCACUUUUAUGCUGUUGGUAUGAAACCAGACCUUAAGUAAUUAUUUUUGCGGCCAUUCUCCUGGUUUCUUGGUUUGACAGAGGUGAGCACUGGGUUUUUUGAUGUGGUGUUCAAUUCAAAGCCUGAGCUGCAUUGCAUGUGUACAUUUACAAUGCAGUAAUUAGUUUGGGCGCUCUGUCAUUAGAGAGGGUUUUAGUCUCUCUUCUCUCUCUCCCUCUCUCUCCCUGUCUCACUCACUCACUCUCUCUCUUUCAUUCCUCAUUCGAUUGUGGGCUACUGCUGCUUAGAUAUCAGUUGAAGUGAGUCUACAUACCUCAGCUUCACACACAAUAAGGUUGGAAAGAUCCUGCCAGGAACAGGUUUGGCUAGUGAGGCAAUGUUCCUUUCCUCUGAUUACCUCCAGUAAGGGAAGGCUGAGGAGAUGAUUGACAUGUGUUUUGAAAGCCGCCCCUUUCUGCUCUGAGGAUUUAUUUAAAUGUUAAUGUGGUGCAGUUCCAAUAUUGUGUUUUCAGUGGAGAAAUACUGUAGGGAAGAAAUGGUGCCGUGAUCCCAGAUGGAGAGCUGCUCUUUUAGCUUAAUGCUGAGGAGCUCCCCUUAUGGACACUAAUGAUGUGUCAGUCACCAAGCACAUUUAGGGAAUAGGAUAUUAGGGGCUCUAUUUUAACAAACAAAUCUAAUCGCUGGCAGUAGCACUAUAGGUCUGGAGGUAUGUCCGAUUUUUUUUGUUGCUAUUUUCAUAGCUGGGGCGGCAGGUAGGUAGCCUAGUGGUUAAAAGUGUUGGGCCAGUAAGUGAAAGGUAACUGGUUCCAAUCCCUGAGCUGACUAUUUGAAAAAUCUGUCGAUGUGCCCUUGAGCAAGGCACUUAUCCCUAAUUUCUACUGUAAGUUGCUCUGGAUAAGAGCGUCUGCUAAAUGUACAUGUAUGUUUUAGGAUGUGCAGUAUAUUUUCAAUUCAAAACAACGCAUUGCUGUUGAACCAGCCAUAGUAGCCUAGGCCUAAGGUAAGGUUAGCCUAUAGAGGGCUUGAUAGAAAAUGGAAAACAAGCAAUCUGUUUUUUAGAACAACAAUAAUAUUUCUAAAGAGGAUGGGGUCAGAAGCAUGAUAUCAUAAAUCGCUUCUCUCAUUCCAUGGCAUUGUGUGCACACGUCCCAGCUAGCACAUCGGAGAACCAUAUGUUUCUUACAGCUUGGUGAGAGCGUGGUUGUCCCAUGGUUAUUUUGCAUACAAUCUUCCCACAACGUUCUGGGAAUGGUGCAGGAUAAUUUAUUGGCUUUGGAACAUUCUCAGCACAUUUAAGGAACUUGACAAAAUAACGUUAUGUUCUUGGUAUUUCAUUACUUUAACAGAAUGUUUUGUAAAAGUUCAAACAUGGUUACAUUUAAUUACAUUUUUGGUAAUGUUCUAGGAAUGUUCUCUAAAGGCGUCAGCAUGCUUCAGUUCGGCUGGCGGCUGACCGAAGUCGGCUAGCCGAAUAAACGAGUGUGCUCGCAUACUCCCUUAAAAGACCUUUGCUUGAAAAACAAGAAAAAAGCGGCAAAAGUACAUUUUGUCCAUUUUGAGACACUGUAGCCAGUAUACACUUCCUCAAAAUAAUCUAAGAUAAUUUAAGAAAUCUGUAAUUCAUUUUGACGGUUUUGCAGAGGAGAUCUUAGUUGCACAAUUUUACAUCUAACUAAGAUGUUUGGUGCAGUAUUUCUCAAUGAAAAGGUUUGUAUGAAAAUGAGUCAUCUCUCAUGGAAUGACAACAAAGACUUUAUUGAAGAAUCCCUAAUGCUGACCAAUCACCGACGAAGGGGCGUAGACUUCGGCUCCGAACAUCAGCUUGCCUCCGUAAAAAAAAAUGGUGUGCCCAAACAGCCAAAGAAACCCUCACCGAAGUCCAAAAUGAACAAAAACUUUGUAAUAUAUGUACAAACUCUUCCGGCUGGGAAGCAUGCGGAUGCCUUAACUAGUUUGACAUUGGGAAUCUUCUCAAAUAGUUCAGAGAAUGUUAAGAACCAACAUUCUCCUGUGGGAAUUUUAAUACUUCAGCAUAACAUUUCCACCUGGUUUUAUUUACAUUUUAGUCAUUUAGCAGACGCUCUUAUCCAGAGUGACUUACAGUUGGUGAGUGCAUACAUAAAACAUUUUUUCAUACUGGCCCCCUGUGGGAAUCAAACCCACAACCCUGGCGUUGCAAACGCCAUGCUCUACAUCCCUGCCGGCCAUUCCCUCCCCUCCCCUGGAUGACACUGGGCCAAUUGUGCGCCGCCCCAUGGGUCUCCUGGUCGCAGCCUGCUACAGAACCUGGAUUCGAACCAUCUGGCACAGCUAGCACUGCGAUGCAGUGCCUUAGACCACUGCGCCACUCGGGAGGUUAAAGUAAUGUUAAAGUAAUGUUCUCAAAUUGUUCCGAAAACAUUAAGAAACAAUGUUCUUCUGUGGGAAUUUCAGUACUUCAGCAUAAGUUUUCUGCAGCUUUCCUCAUGGUUUUAUUUAAAGUAAUGUUCUCAGAAAACAUUAGUAUUGUUCAAACAUAUACAUUAUUAUUAUUUAUUAUUAUUAUUAUUUAUUCCGUUCCGUCAACAAAACCUAAGAAAACAUUUGAAAACUUUCCAUAAAAACCAUAAGAAAACUUUAGUAACGUUCAGAGAAUGUUCUAAGAAUGUUAUUUAAAAACAUAUACAUUCCGUUCUCAGCAUCAACAAAACUCUAUACUCUAUCUUGUUAAGUGUGUUCAGGUGUGUUGGCCGCCCCCACUAAUUGGCCACACCUGAUCUUAAUGAGUGCUUGUUUCCUUUGAAAUGGGGUCUGUUUGAAUAGACUAAAACAGCUUUGUAUGAGUUUAAAAAAACAUGACAUGUUAGCUCCAUCCUGGUGGUGCAGUGGACUAAUCCCAUGGAUUAACCACAGAAGAUCAUAGGUUGAAAUCUCAAUGACGCUGUGCAACAUUAAAAAAUAUAUAUAUGUUUGCUUGAUUAAUGCCUAAGCAACUUCAUUUCUAUCUGUGCUUGGAGUUCUAAGCAGUUCAACUACGCUAGCAGUCUUAUUAAAAGUCUUAUUGAAACGUUUAAGGAAGCUAUUCAAAACAUCAUAAUAACCUAUAAUUUCCAUUCUCAGAACAUUAAUAGAACCUCCCAGGAAAGCUUUCAGGGAACCAUAGUAAAACAUUCUCAGAACCUCUCAGAACAGACAACAUUUUCACUUCCAUUCUCAAAACAUAAAAAAAAACGUUAGGUUUUACCGGUCAGGAAACGUAUGGCUUUGUUCCCAGAACCAAUGGGAAACCAAAAACGUAUGUUCCCAAAACUUCCAAGGAACCAAACGUGCUAGCUGGGGUAUGCAUAAAUGUCUUUACCAUAACAUUUGCACUUCUAUACAUAAUACUAGGCUCCUGUCAAUUGUAUCAUUGCCUAUGUGCAAGGCAGAUUCUCAAAAACAAUCUGCCAUUGACAUGGCAUUAUAGGAGGCCUGAAUAGUUUGGAGGAGCGCAUCAUUGGUAAUCGGACGAGGGAAGCUAUUUCAAAAUGAGGAUGGAUAGCCUCCCACUGGGCACACACUGGUUGAAUCAAUGUUGUUUCAACGUAAUUUCUAUGAAAUUACAUUCAACCAACGUGGAAUCGACGUUGAAUUGACGUCUGUGUCCAGUGGGCAACUUGAACAAGAUAAAUUAAGUAUGCAGGUAUGUAAAUUGUGAAUAAUGAAAACGCAUGGGGGCAAAAGCCUAAUAUUUCAAAGCACUCUCAGUAGACCAUUUAAACCCCCUUUAUUUAUAGGCUACAUAGCUAAUGGCCAGGAUAUAAAGACACACCUAUGCGUUGCUGCUAACCCAGCAUUGAUUAAGGGGAGGGAAGGGUAGGCUAUGCUUGGCUUUUAAUCAAAUUAAACGGAAAACCAAUAGUUUUUCUAAAUACGAGAUUCACUAGCACAAAAGGCAUAUCUCUCUUCCAUGGGCACUGUGUUUCCACUCUCAAAAUCCAUGCCAUUAUCAGCUGCGUUACCGUUAAGACCUGCUUUUUGUGGGUUUUAAAACGUUCCAUUAGCGCUGCAUGUCACUUUUGCGCUUGUUUUUAAGGACACACCUAUAAUAUUGUAACCCCUCCCACCUCAGUGCAAGUGAGCUGAUGUUAGGCAGGUAAAUUGCCAAACCUGGCGUUAGUGUUGGAAAAUGCCAGUGUGCCAGUUUUUACAUAAGGAAAUUGCAAACUAACAUGCGUUUGACACUAGAGCCCUAGGAGUUAGAAAGUAGUAUGUUAGAUUGGUGCCAGUAAAGGUUUCCACUGGUGAUAAAGAUACACGCAAGCACAAAGGUGCUGCAUGCCAGAGAGGCAUUGGCAGAGCCCAGAAAUGCCAGGGUCUUUGGCUGCCUCAGGAAUGCCUGCCUGGCCUUGAACUACGCUCAUUCCCAAGAUCAGCAUGAAAAAGUGACUCCCCUAUAAACAUCCAAGGAAAAAGCCAGGGAGAAAGUACUGUAUGGAGGGAAAGGCCUUUCCAAAAGCCCCCAAAAAGAUGUGGAAAGGAUAGGCAUUAUGGAGGGUUAGAUCAACUGUAAAUGUAUAUUUUCACUGAACUGAAAUGACACCAGACUGUCCAUGUAUGAUCACACGGCUCAGGCUUAGGGCACUUCCGCCUACAUCAAAACCAGACGAGAUGCUCGUGCGGUGAACAAACCAUCUGUGACACCUGAUCUGUUUUGGUCUCUAUCACCUUUGGUUUAAGAGACAAAGCAGGAUGAAGGGAGGGAACCCAACCCCUUCUGUGUUUUCUCCAUGGGGAACUUAAGCAAUGUAUUGAGGGUGGCAUUGAUCUUUACAAGCACAAAAUGUUUGUGAUUUUUCACCUGCACAAAGAGUGCGGGGUCACCGCUGUAACAGGUAGAAGUGGGAUCGCUGGGAGACAUGCCCCUACACAGAUGGCUGCUGCUGUUGAAAGGAAAAGCUUAAUGUUCACAUGUCGUUCUUCCUCAUUAUCAUCACCUAAUGGUGUCACUGAAUUUAAUCACAGAGAUGUAUUCACACCGCAAAACCCAUCUGUCUUCACUUCACAGUCAAAUGUCAUCAAGGUUAACAUAAUUUUUUAUUCCAAGGUGUUUAUUCAUUCUUUCUGGAGUGUACAGUUUGUGUUUGCAUUGGAAAUGGAUUGUGAGAAUGAUUCCUUGUAUGCUCUGUGUACCAUAGCGUAAACUGGAACACUCAGCAUGGGGACUGUCAGAAUAAGAUAUGUAGACAUUCCAUUAGUCUUCAGAGUAUGUCCGUUUCGUGCACUGGAAAUGCCCCCUCUCUGUCUCACUGCAAAGUGAAGUUAUCAGUUUUAUAGGGGAUAUCUUUAAACACAGACAGAUCUGAGGACAGAGACUGCAGUGUUACUAAAUCAGAGGCCAAUUAUGUCAAAUAAUUGUCUGUUUUGUUGCCAAGUCCUCUCUCAUAGUUAUACUGUUAUUUAUCAUUGCUGUAUGUGGUUCAUCACAGUACACCUCUAAUAUAACUGCCAACUUGGUCUGGUCCUCUGCACAUACAGUAUAUCAUGUGUGGAGAAUAUAUUGUACUGUGCCUUCAGAAAGUAUUCAUACCCCUUGACUUAUUCCACAUUUUGUUGUGUUACAGUCUGAACUCAAAAUGGAUUCAAUAGAUUUUUUCCCUCAUCAAUCUACACACAAUACCCCAUAAUGACAAAGUCAAAAUAUGUUUUUAGACAUUUUUGCAAAUGUAUUGAAAAUGAAAUACAGAAAUAUCUCAUUUACAUAAGUAUUCACACCCCUGAGUCAAUAUUUUGUAGAAGCAUCUUUGGCAGCGAUUACAGCUGUGAGUCUUUCUGGGUAAGUCUCUAAGAGCUUUCCACACCUGGAUUGUGCAACAUUUGUCCAUAAUUUAUUUCUAAAUACUUAAAGCUCUAUCAAAUUGGUUGUUGAUCAUUGCUAGACAACCAUUUUCAGGUCUUGCCAUAGAUUUUCAAGCCAAUUUAAGUCAAAACUGUAUCUCGGUCACUCAGGAACAUUCUUCUUGGUAAGCAACUUCAGUGUAGAUUUAGCCUUAUGUUUUAGGUUAUUGUCCUGCUGAAAGGUGAAUUAAUCUCCCAUUGUCUGGUGGAAAGCAGACUGAACCAGGUUUUCCUCGAGGAUUUUGCCUGUGCUUACUUCCGUUCCAUUUCUUUUUUAUCCUGAAAAACUCCCUAGUCCUUAACGAUUACAAGCAUACCCAUAACAUGAUGCAGCCACCAUUAUGCUUGAAAAUUUGGAGAGUGGUACUCAGUAAUAUGUUGUAUUGGAUUUGCCCCAAACAUAACACUUUGUAUUCAGAACGAAAAGUUCAUUUCUUUGCCACAUUUUUUGCAGUUUUACUUUAAUGUCUUAUAGCAAACAGGAUGCAUGUUUUGGAAUAUUUGUAUUCUGUACAGGCUUUCUUCUUUUCACUCUAUCAAUUAAGUUAGUAUUGUGGAGUAACGACAAUGUAGUUGAUCCAUCUUCAGUUUUAAAGUCACUAUUGGCCUUAUGGCUGAAAAUACAAUAAAGGAGCUUGACAGGUCUCCCAGUGUCAUUUGAAUACUGCUGUGUAAUGGCCCGCAACCGAUCAGGCCUCCUACUGUGAGACCUGUCCAAAUUGCAAUAAUAAGCUGCUGGCUAACUUCACUCUUUUUAAAUCAAAUUAGCCAGAGAGAUGGCAGAUUGAACAAUUGGCUCAUCUCCUUGUUCUCCCCCUCCCCUCUCUGCUUGUGUUAGAUUCCCCUGGGUCACCCCUGUACUCAAACAGCAUUACAUGACAAGGCCUUUGACAGGACUGGGAGCACCAACUCACUACAUUAGAUAAUGCUGUUUUUUUCCUUCGCAUGGAGCAGGGGAGAGCAGAGCUCAUUUUCAGAUGUGACCAUUGGCUGACUCAUUGUCUUGAAAAACAGCCAUUUAUAAUUCAAUUAGAUUUAAACUUAAUAUCCAUUACAUUUCUUGUACAUUACUUUAACGGAUCAAGCAGCCCCGGUCUAAAGGUCUUUCCAAAUUAGGCAACAAGACAGACAACGUUAUCAAACACUCUGAGGAUGGUUUUAUUGUCCUGUUACACAAGUAUGUAAUAUAAUUGUUAUUUUUUUGCAUAUCCCAACUCCCCCUGAGACACCUGCAGGGAGUGCGGUCACAAUUAUACAGCACCCCUAGAGCAAUUAGGGUUAAGGACCAUGCUCAAGGGCACAGUGACAGAUUUGUAACUUUUUAACCUUAGGAAUGAAUGUUAACAAUUUCCCCCCCCCCUGCUUUCUGACAGGUCUGUCCUUCUUUCAUUUUGAUUCAAAUGAAAAAAGACCAUGUAUUAGAAUCCCAUGCCAUGAAUCACAGUCUGAGCUCAGAGGUUAGAGCUGCACUGUACAGGAUCCAUGCAGUAUGAGAUUACACAAAGCCGAUCCUAUUCCAUUUGGACAACUGGUGAGGGCUUCUUGGCAGUCAGAGCGAUUUUUGUGCCAUGCCAAGGUUUACUUUGUGCCUUUAAUUUGACAUUUUUUGUGGAAAGGCAUGUUGCCAUGUGUACGGUAUGUACUUACAGAAGAAACACAAAGCUAAAAUCUUUUCUCAACAUCAGGCUAUUUUGGAGUAGUAGCUACAUUGAGCAAGCAUGAAUACACCCAACCCAGAGUAUUUGACACAUUGAGUGUUUUCACACAUUGACACCCUUUAUGUUCUCCUUUUGAUCCAUUUGAUCACCAUAAUAUCUGGUUUCUGUUCUCUCACUGCUAGAUUUCAAUUCACUAAUGACACAGUGAUGAAAUUAGUGAGAGACUGGUAUGUAUCUACAAUUGAGUGUAUCCCAAUGUGUUUGUUUGACACAUCCCAGCUAGCACAUUUGUUUCCUUGAAAGUUGUGGGAACAUACGUUUUUGGUUUCCCCAUUAGUUCUGGGAAUGAAGCCAUAAGUUUCCUGACCGGUAAAACUGAAUGUUUUUUAAACGUUCUGAGAAUGGAUGUGAACAUUUCGCCUGUUCUGGGAACGUUCAUUUUUAGGUUGCAGGGAGGUUCUGAGAACAUUUUACUAUGGUUCACCAAAUGUUUUCCUGGGAAGUUGUAUUAACGUUCUGAGAACGUUAGGUAAUUAAAAAACAUUCUGAGAACAUGUUUCAAUAAGACUGCUAGCUUAGGUUAACUGUUUUGAACUCCAAGCACAGAUAGGACACAUUUAAAUGUAUUUGCUUAGGCAUUAAUCAUGCAAACACAUUUAUUUUUUAUUGUGGCACGCCAUCAGUGAGAUUCAAACCUAUGAUCUUCUGUUCUUUAUCCAUGGAAUUAGUCUACUGUGCCACCAGGAUGGAGCUAGCAUGCCAAGUUUUUUUUUACUCAUACGAAGCUGUUCAUUUUAGUCUAUUCAAAAUUACUCCAUUUCAAAGGAAACAAGCACUAAUUAAGAUCAGGUGCGGCAAAUUAGUGGGCUUGGCCAGCACACCUAAACACACUCAAUAAGAUAGAGGAUAGAGUUUUGUUGACUCUGAGAAUGGAAUGUAUAUGUUUUUAAAUAACAUUCUUAGAACGUUCUCUGAACGUUACUAAAGUUUUCUUGUGUUUUUUAUGGAAAGUUUUCUUAAUGUUCUCUGAACAAUUUGAGGACAUGACUUGAAAUAGAACCAUAAGGAAACCUGUAGGAAACGUUAUGCUGAAGUACUGAAAUUCCAACAUAAGAACAUUGUUUCUUAAUGUUUUCUGAAAUAUUUGAGAACAUUCCCAACAUCAAAGAAGUUGGAGAAAGUUCCUAGAACAUUACCAAAAAUGUAAUUAAAUGGAACCAUGUUUGAAAUUUUAGGAAACGUUCUGUUAAAGUAAUGAAAUACCAAGAAGAAAAAAAAUGUUUGUCCAGUUCCUUAAAUGUGCUGAGAAUGUUCCAAAGCCAAGCAACAAUCCUGCACCAUUCCCAGAAAGUUGUGGGAAGGUUGUAUACAAAAUAACCAUAGGACAACCACUCUCUCACCAAGCUCUAAGAAACAUAUGGUUCUCAGAACGUUAUGUGCUAGCUGGGAUGCUAACAAACAUCAUAGCUAAAUAUGCUUUUGGCAGUGUGAUGUGACAUCUGACAUAUGCCAGACUGUGCAAAGUGCUAGGAAGAACAGUGUCUGUCAUAUGUAACCAACAUAACUGAGGUUACCCCAGUGCAAAUGUUUUGUAUUGAUUCCAAAUGGUAGACCGACCUAAGGACCAUCUGUAUCUUUUGACUGUAACAGUUAACACUACAGUGUGGGAUACAGCAGUCCUCAGCUGUUUAGUCAUGACUGGAUGUGUUAAUGAUGGAAGUCAAUCAGCUAGCCCUGGGAGAGGACUUGAAAGAGCCCUCUGCGUUAUCAGACCAAAGGAGCUGGUACUGAAGCAUUUGCCAAAAUAAUAAUUUCUCUUUCAUGUCAGAUGCACUUUGCCUUCAUAAAUAUGCAGUUUGCCUUUGCAAGCCAUUUCACAGCAGAUGUGUUUUUGUAGUACGUGUUGUGAAAAUGUGUUUUCAAUGUUGGCCCUCUUUGAUGCUAAUUUGUUCCAUUCAUUAAAGCAUUUUACCACUUUUUUGUCACAAUCUGUUUACAGAUGGGGAUCCUUUUCAGAAAUCAAUUCUCAUGACUGUACGGCCAUUAGAGCUGUGUCACACUGGGGACAGCCUUGCUCUCUCUCUUUGUUGUUCUGUUCCCCUGCCUCUCCAUAACACAUUGACCAGUAUUUAUUACCCAUAUCCCCAGCCAUAAAACUCCUUGUGCACCUCUAGAGGCUGUGCUGAGCCAUUUGCCUAAGUGGGGACACCUGUUGUAAAAACAGCUGAGUAAUGAGCAUUGUGUCUGUGUGUGUGUGUGUGUGUGUGUGUGUGUGUGUGUGUGUGUGUGUGUGUGUGUGUGUGUGUGUGUGUGUGUGUGUGUGUGUGUGUGUGUGUGUGUGUGUGUGUGUAAUGGAGCUCAUCUGGCCCAGGACCCGUCCUCUGUACCAGGGUGAUGGGUUGGAGUGACCACGAUUUCUCCAGCAACAUGCACCGCUAGUCUAUUGUCAAGGCUGGGUGUGUUCAAUGCUGUGGAAAUGUUGAUAUUUGGUGCCAACAUUUCGUGACUGACAACCUGAACAUAAAACGUACUUAUGGCUGUAGAGUAGAAGGGCUUAAGCUUUACUGCAACUAUUUAUCUACUGGUAACAAAACUGUCCGUGUUGACUGAUAUAGUACGACCAUGAGAGUAAGCAGACACACUUGGGAUGGAGGAGAUAUUGUGUUUUAAGUGUUUGUUAUAUCUAAACAAAUCUCCUAUCAAACUGGAUUUGUUCAAGGCACAAUGUCAUCAUAACUAUCUUAGACAGGUGUUUAUUCCGUUAAAUUAGAAAGAGAGACUUUGCAUCAGCGAUUCCGUCUCACUCUCCAACUAUUGCAUGUUUCAUCCAAACCAAGCAAAGGAGUGUUCACUCCUACAUGAUACACAUAUUACAAUCUGUCAAUAUACACAGAACUUCUCAGUGAAAAGAUAAAUACUUUUGUACUUUCUCACAUAGGGUCUAUGUAUCUGGUUAUUUUGGUACUGAUAUAAAAAUGUAGAGCACAAAUCUUUUACCUGAUUGAUGAUUAAUUGACAUAUGGUUUGUUUCGAACUAUCUGUAUGCUGAUGUAACAGUAUUGCUUCCAUCCCUCUCUUUGCCCCAACAUGGGCUCAAACCAGGCACCCUCUGUACACAUCAACAAGAGUCACCCACGAAGCAUCGUUACCAAUCGUUCCACAAAAGCCACAACCUUUGCAGUGCAAGGGAAACAACUACUUCCAUGUUUUCAGAGCGAGUGACGUCACCGAUUGAAACACUACUAGCGCACAUCGCUAACUAGCGAGCCAUUUCACACCGGUUACACUGUGAGGUUGCUGAAGGCUUUUUUAAAAUCUCAAAUCAAAGUUAAUUGGUCGUGUACACAGAUUUGCAGAUGUUAUCGAAGGUGCAGCGAAAUGCUUACAGUGCAGUAAUAUCUAGCAAUACAAUAACAAUAGAAAUGUUUGCAAAUGUAUUGAAAUUGAAAUACAGAAAUAUCUCAUUUACAUAAGUAUUCAGACCUUUGAGUCAAUACAUGUUAGAAUCACCUUUGGCAUCGAUUACAGCUGUGAAUCUUUCUGGGUAAGUCUCUAAGAACUUUGCACACCUGGAUUGUACAAUAUUUGCACAUUAUUCUUUUUAAAAUUCUUCAAGCUCUGUCAAGCUGGCUGUUGAUCAUUGCUAGACAGCCAUUUUCAAGUCUUGCCAUAGAUUUUUAAGCUGAUUUAAGUCAGAACUGUAACUAGGCCACUCAGGAACAUUAAAUGUUGUCUUGGUAAGCAACUCCAGUGUAUUUGGCCUUGUGUUUUAGGUUAUUGUCCUGCUGAAAGGUGAAUUUGUCACCCAGUGUCUAUUGGAAAGCAGACUGAACCAGGUUUUCCUCUAGGAUUUUGCCUGUGCUUAGCUCUAUUCCGUUUCUUUUUAUCCUAAAAAAACUCCCUAGUCCUUGCCGAUGAAAAGCAUACCCAUAACAUGAUGCAGACACUACCAUGCUUGAAAAUAUGAAGAGUGGUACUACUCAGUGAUGUGUUGUGUUGGAUUUGCCCCAAACAUAACGCUUUGUAUUCAGGACAUAAAGUUAAUUUCUUUGCCACAUUUUUGCAGUUUUACUUUCAUUCUUAAUUGCAAAUAGGAUGCAUGUUUUGGAAUAUUUGAAUUCUGUACAGGCUUUCUUCUUUUCACUCUGUCAUUUAGGUUAGUAUUGUGGAGUAAUUACAAUGUUGUGAAAUCCCUGAGCGGUUUCCUUCCUCUCCGGAAACUAAGUUAGGAAGGACGCCUGUAUCUUUGUAGUGAAUGGGUGUAUUGAUACACCAUCCAAAGUGUAAUUUAUAACUUCACCAUGCUCAAAGGGACAUUAUGUCUGCUUUUUCUUCCAUCUACCUAUAGGUGCCCUUCUUUGCGAGGCAUUGGAAAAACUCCCUGGUCUUUGUGGUUGAAUCUGUGUUUGACAUUUACUGCUCGACUGAGGGACCUUACAGAUAAUUGCACGUGUGGGGUACAGAGAUGAGGUAGUCAUUCAUAAAUGAUGUUAAACACUAUUAUACCAUGGCAUUGUUGAAUACUUUUUUCUGAUUGGCUUGAAGGGCAUUCUAGAGCAUGCAUUAUUUCCCUAUAAUACACAGUAUAUUUGUACAGUAGAAUUGAAUGGCUAUAUAGUGAGGGGAAAAUUGUAUUUGAUCCCCUGCUGAUUUUGUACGUUUGCCCACUGACAAAGACAUGAUCAGUCUAUAAUUUUAAUGGUAGGUUUAUUUGAACAGUGAGAGACAGAAUAACAACAAAAAAAUCCAGAAAAACGCAUGUCAAAAAUGUUAUGAAUUGAUUUGCAUUUUAAUGAGGGAAAUAAGUAUUUGACCUCUCUGCAAAACAUGAUUUAGUACUUGGUGGCAAAACCCUUGUUGGCAAUCACAGAGAAAAUACGUUUCUUGUAGUUGGCCACCAGGUUUGCACACAUCUCAGGAGGGAUUUUGUUCCACUCCUCUUUGCAGAUCUUCUCCAAGUCAUUAAGGUUUCGAGGCUUACGUUUGGCAACUCGAACCUUCAGCUCCCUCCACAGAUUUUCUAUGGUAUUAAGGUCUGGAGACUGGCUAGGCCACUCCAGGACCUUAAUGUGCCUCUUCUUGAGCCACUCCUUUGUUGCCUUGGCUGUAUGUUUUGGGUCAUUGUCAUGCUGGAAUACCCAUCCACGACCCAUGUUCCAUGCCCUGGGUGAGGGAAGGAGGUUCUCACCCAAGAUUUGACGGUACAUGGCCCCGUCCAUCGUCCCUUUGAUGCGGUGAAGUUGUCCUGUCCCCUUAGCAGAAAAACACCCCCAAAGCAUAAUGUUUCCACCUCCAUGUUUGACGGUGGGGAUGGUGUUCUUGGGGUCAUAGGCAGCAUUCCUCCUCCUCCAAACACGCCGAGUUGAGUUGAUGCCAAAGAGCUCGAUUUUGGUCUCAUCUGACCACAACACUUUCACCCAGUUCUCCUCUGAAUCAUUCAGAUGUUAAUUGGCAAACUUCAGACGGGCCUGUAUAUGUGCUUUCUUGAGCAGGGGGACCUUGCGGGCGCUGCAGGAUUUCAGUCCUUCAUGGCGUAGUGUGUUAUCAAUUGUUUUCUUGGUGACUAUGGUCCCAGCUGCCUUGAGAUCAUUGACAAGAUCCUCCCGUGUAGUUCUGGGCUGAUUCCUCACUGUUCUCAUGAUCAUUGCAACUCCACGAGGUAAGAUCUUGCAUGGAGCCCCAGGCCGAGGGAAAUUGACAGUUCUUUUGUGUUUCUUCCAUUUGCGAAUAAUCGCACCAACUGUUGUCACCUUCUCACCAAGCUGCUUGGCGAUGGUCUUGUAGCCCAUUCCAGCCUUGUGUAGGUCUACAAUCUUGUCCCUGACAUCCUUGGAGAGCUCUUUGUUCUUGGCCAUGGUGGAGAGUUUGGAAUCUGAUUGAUUGAUUGCUUCUGUGGAUAGGUGUCUUUUAUACAGGUAACAAGCUGAGAUUAGGAGCUCCUAAUCUCAGCUCGUUACCUGUAUAAAAAGACACCUGGGAGCCAGAAAUCUUUCUGAUUGAGAGGGGGUCAAAAACGUAUUUCCCUCAUUAAAAUGCAAAUCAAUUUAUAACAUUUUUGACAUGCGUUUUUCUGGAUUUUGUUGUUGUUAUUCUGUCUCUCACUGUUCAAAUAAACCUACCAUUAAAAUUAUAGACUGAUCAUUUGUUUGUCAGUGGGCAAACGUACAAAAUCAGCAGGGGAUCAACGACUUUUUUCCCUCACUGUAGUUCAUUCUUACAUGUUCUAUGUUUGAGCUGCUUUUGAACGCAAAAGUCGAAUUGAAAAUAUUAUUGGCAUUGUUGAAUUCAAUUUUCUAUAAUGGCAAGCUAGGACUGAUGGUUUGGUUAGCUACACUAGCAAGUCUCCCGAGUGGCGCAGCGGUCUAAGGCACUGCAUUGCAGUGCUAGCAGUGCCACUAUCCUGGUUCAAAUCCAGUCUCUGUCGUAGCGACUGGGAGACCCAUGGGGUGGUGCACAAUUCGUCCAGGGUAGGGGAAGGAAUGGCCGUCAGGGAUGUAGCUCAGUUGGUAGAGCAUGGUGUUUGCAACGCCAGUGUUGUGGGUUCGAAUCCCACGUAGGGCAAGUAUUAAAAAAUAAAAAUAAUGUAUGCGCUCACUAACUGUAAGUCGCUCUGGAUAAGAGCGUCUGCUAAAUGAUGUAAAAUGUUUGUUUGGUUACCACAGCAACUACUGUAGCUAUCUGGUAAACUUGCUAGCUACUUCAGUGGAUGUUGAACACAUUUUUACCUGCAAAUUAACACAUUUAAUAGCGGCAAAUAUGUUAAAUUAUAGCCAUGGUAUAAAUGGGAUAAUCAACUCAGGGCUCUAUGCGUUAUAUGGAAAAGAAUGCAACUCCGUGAAAGGUCAGUUCCACUCCGCCAGCGCGUCGUGGAACACACCUUCCACGUCAUUUAUAAUUUUUUACAUAGAACACAUAGCCCCUCGUUGAUUAUCCCUUACUUAUUGAACACAGAGUGAAUCCCUGCAACUUAUUAUGUGACUUGUUAAGCACAUUUUUACUCCUGAAUUUAUUUAGGCUUGAAUACUUAUUGACACAAGACAUUUCAGCUUUUCAUUUGUAAUGAAUUAGUAAAAAUUAAAAAAAAACAUUAUUCCUCUUUGACAUUAUGGGGAAUUGUGUGGGGUAUUGACACAAAAUCGAAAUUGAAUCAAUUUUAAAUUCAGGAUGUAACACAACAGAAUGUGGGAAAGGUCAAGGGGUGUGAAUACAUUCUGAAGGCACUGUACAUGGCACAGCAGUCUCUAAGGUGCAGGGGAGUACCAGGUGGUAGCGGGCUAGUGACAGUGUAUAAUGUGCCAGGCAGAGUACCAGGCGAUGGCCGGCUAGUGAAGGCUGUUCAACUGUCUGAUGGCCUGGAGAUAGAAGCUGUUUUUUCAGUCUCUCUGUUCCGGCUUUGAUACACCUGUACUGUCUCUGUCUGCUAGAUGGUAGCAGAGUGAACAGACUGUGGCUCGGGUGCCUAAGGUCCUUGAUGAUCUUCUUGGCCUUCCUAUGACACCAGGUGCUGUAGAUGUCCUGGAGGGCAGGCAGUGUACCCCCUGGUGAUGCGUUGGGCUGACCACACCACUCUCUGGAGAGCCAUGCGGUUCCAGGCGGAGAAGUUGCAGUAUCAGGCGGUGAUGCAGCCCGAAAGAAUGCUCUAGAUUGUGCAUCUGUAGAAGUUGGUGAAAUCAACUGUUCUCCUAGCUUUCUAUUCCUCUUUCCAGUAAAACAGUCAUUUCCUAGAUGGCUGCCAAUGAAAACAAAUUAAAAAGUGUUAUCACUAAUCCAACAGAUUUAUACGUUGUUUAAUGAGUAAUUCUCCUUUUGGCUCUUUUCUGGCUAUGAUCAAUUCUGAUAAUUUUUGCUAGGGUUUUGUACAAAUUAAUUAGUGGGUGGUGCUGUAGGUGGACAGUUUCCCUUAAUAUGAAGAGCACUUCUAUCUUCCUGAUACAGUAAAGUUCCUGCGUGUAAAGUUUUUCAUAUUUUAGCACAGUUGGGCCUGUAUGCACAUUUGACAAACCAAAGGAAGAAUUUGAAUGUUUUGGAGUCUGUUUCGUGUGCUCUUAGUCUUGACACAGACAAUUUUUUUAAAUCUUCACUGUAGAGUUAUUCACCAUUUGGAUGCAUAGUUAGCCAUGCAAUACAUUUACUUUGUUCAUCAAAGAAACUAUUGAACUCAUUUGGAAAGAAAGUCAUCUGGAAUAAAUACAGACUUGAAGCUAGUGUCUUAAGCUAAUUGUUCUUCAUACUUUUGAUCUCUUUUGUUUUGAGAAAAAUAAAUAGAUUGUGUGAGAAGACAUCUAGACAACAUUAAGAAACAAUGGUAAUUAAAACAGCAAAAUUAUGACAUUUAUUGAGAAAACAACUUCUAAGCUAAACAGGCAUACAAAAGUAUAUCACAGGUCUUACAGUGUGAUUGACAGUCUUCUUGCGUAUUUUCACUUAGUUGCUGCACAGAUGUUGUUUAUAUGAAUUGAGCAAGGUUGUUAGGAUAUUAUUUUCAAAUUGUAUAAUUGCAGCGCUUUGGAUGGGUCCAUUCUUGCAAUUCAACUACAAGAAACAAUGUGUGCUGUGCAGUCAUUACAGGCCAUUUUACUUUGACCGUCCAUCCCAGACUCUGAUACGGGUCCAGUAACAUCCAAGUGUUGUUGUUUUUGGAGUCCUGACAUUAAUUACAUUGUGUUCAGCCAGUCCCAUGCUUGCAGUACCUGGCAGCUAUGAAAGCUGUGGUUAGGGAAGUUGUUUUCGGGAAACCCUAACACACUCUUAUACAAAGAAACAGCUCCAAAUAUACCACAGAGCACAGCAGUGGGCACAGGGCACAGGAUCUCUCACUAUUAAUUAAUAACAAGUGUUUCAGAUCAGGGCCCUCAUGGGCUUGCCUGGCUACCCAGACUCCUUGCUCUGGCCAAACGCUACGCCCACAGAAGUUAGUUUCUUCUCCACAAUGAGUCUGGAUCUGAGUACCUCCCUGACCCUUCACCGAAUGCGAACAAAUUCAGGGCCGUCUGAUUGGUCCAGAAACAUUACAUUACAUUACAUUUACGGUUGGGCCAGAGCCAGAACACACAUGGUGAAGCAGCAGUUAGAAAAUGUGUAAUUGGCUUUGAUACUCUGAUUGGUUAGAGACGAUCCAAUCGCUGAUGACUGUUUAGUUUUGUACAACGCCCCUCAUGCUCCUUGUCACCAAAACCGACUUCAAUGAUGGCAGUCUCAAGCUAAAGUAUGUAGCAAACGACAGAGCAGCGGAAUAAUUUAGUGUGAGUCGUCAGGCUACUUAUGGCCUUCAUGGGCACAGUGAUUGGUGUCCACAUCAGCAACAAACUAUCAUGGUCCAAACACACCAAGACAGUCGUGAAGAGGGCACGACAAAGCCUAUUCCCCCUCAGGAGACUGAAAAGAUUUGGCAUGGGUCCUCAGAUCCUCAAAAAGUUAUACAGCUGCACCAUCGAGAGCAUCCUGACUGGUUGCAUCACCGCCUGGUAUGGCAACUGCUCGGCCUCCGACCGCAAGGCACUACAGAGGGUAGUGCGUACGGCCCAGUACAUCACUGGGGCCAAGCUUCCUGCCAUCCAGGACCUCUAUACCAGGCGGUGUCAGAGGAAGGCCCUCAAAAUUGUCAAAGACUCCAGCCACCCUAGUCAUAGACUGUUCUCUCUGCUACCGCACGGCAAGCAGUACCGGAGCGCCAAGUCUAGGUCCAAAAGGCUUCUCAACAGCUUCUACCCCCAAGCCAUAAGACUCCUGAACAGCUAAUCAUUGCUACGCGGACUACUUGCACUGCCCCCCCCACCCCCACCCCAUCUUUUUACGCUGCUGCUAUUCUGUUAAUUAUUUAUGCACAGUCACUUUAACUCUACCCACAUGUACAUAUUACCUCAACCACCUCAACUAGCCGGUGCCCCCGCACAUUGACUCUGCACCGGUACCCCCCUGUAUAUAGCCUCCCUACUGUUAUUUUAUUUUACUUCUGCUCUUUUUUUCUCAACACUUUUUUGUUGUUGUUGUUUUAUUUUACUUUUUUAUUAAGAAAUAAAUGCAUUGUUGGUUAAGGGCUGUAAAUAAGCAUUUCACGGUAAUGUCUACACCUGUUAUAUUCGGCGCAUGAGGCAAAUAAAAUGUAUCAUGAUAAUGAUUUGAUUGGGAUUUUUGAACAUCUCUGAAAGUAAUUUCUUUCUGAAAGUCUGUUUGAAAAUAUUCCUCUAACUUUUGGAAUGUGACAUAUCCUCAGUUUUGCUUUCUUGAAAGUUGUUUUUAUGACGCAUGUAACACACAAUGCUCUCAGGUUCUUUUCAUUCCAUGUCAAAACUUGGAAGAGAAGCUUCUCAAAGGAUGGCAAACUCAAACUCUCUAAUUGUGUUGUUUGACAUAGCCAACGCAACUGCAACUAGGGUUGGAAAGGGAGGGUAUAUUACUGGAAACUUUAGAAGUUUACCAGUAAACUACCAGAAUUGUAUUAUCUUUCAAGGAUUUUAUGUAAUCUAUCACAAGACAUCUAGUGGCCCUUUUGGGUACUUCAGAUUAUCACAGGUGUCUGUAAUCAUCUCUGGCCCUCUGUGUGGCCUUCUCACAUGUAAAAUAUAUGAAAUAAUUAAAUAAGAUGAUUUUAAAAUAAAAAAUAUAAUGACAAAGCUGUAAAACAUUAUCCUAAAUAUAAACCAUCAACUUAGUGAAUACCAUUGGUGUUUAUUAUGAGGGUUUCAGCAUGAAACACACUUUUAUUUAUUUUAAUAUGUCAAGAUGUAUUUCUUGUCAAUGUUUUGGCGUCAAACUGGUCAAUAGUUAGAAGAGUUGCAGAGGUAGUUAAAAAUAAUGCCAUUGUUGAUUAUCUUUUCAUUAAUUAGGCUAUUUUCUCUUGAACCAUAUGGUCUAGAAACUCAUGUAACAGAUAUAAUAAAUGAAUGCUAUAUAUAAAUUUAAAUAAAUAAAGUUAUUCAAGUAUAAAUUACCAAAGUUACGAUAGAUUGUCAUAUAUUUUCUCUUCAUUACCAAAAUUACUGAAGAUUCCGGUAACUUCGGUAAAUUACCGGUAGCUUUGCAACCCUAACUGCAACAUACAGCAGUAUAAACAAUGAAAACCACCUUUAGAGAUAUUUUCCUCAAAUCAGUAAAAUUCCUGAGUCUUUAAAUGAUAAUUACUCCCAGAUCGCCUCCUGCUCGCCUGUGAUACACAGACAAUUACUUUUGGCAUUUCAGAUGUUUCACUCCUAACGUGUUCCAGAUUUUAUAUCACUCAUUAAAGUUUUUUUAGGAGAAAAUCUAUUUAUGUCUCAAGACGUUAUCUUGAUACAGUACAUAUACAAGGAAUGGAGAGAUAAUGUCUGUCCUCGCAAAACUAUGCCUUCUAAUUUUAUGGACAGACUAUUUUUAAAUUGUAUUUGUUGAGAGUAAAUCAUAUUAAUUUCAAGACAAUAGCAUGCUGAUUCCUUUUCAUAUCAGUUGGGUUGAGCUUGUGUUAGGCACAAACCACCUCACGCUAUAUCCAAUAAUUUGCUCCGCAUGCUUCUACAGUAAUAUAUGACUCAUGGGUUAUCUGUAAUUAUACAACGGGUGGAUCUAAUCCUGAAUGCUGAUUGGUUAAAACCACAUUCCAGCCGGUGUCUAUUCCACAAGUUACCACCGGCUAAAUCUAUGACGUUAAAAUGCCUAUUUACUCUGUUCCAUCUGACUGCAUAAUCCACUGUCUCAUCAGCCCAGCCAGGCAAUUUAUAAACUUGAUCUCCACUAUAAAAGCAUCUAGACAUUAUCGCACAUUUCUUUUAGAUUAACAUUUCAUUUUCAACAGUGAAGACAGACAGGUAGGCAGCGUUUCUCAGCCAAUCAAAACCAUGAAUCAGCUGGCAUAAUUUUUAUGAAAUUAUACUAAGAAAUGUAAAUUGAAAAAAGUUCAAACGAAACUAAGUGCAGCUAGUUUGAAGUCUUUCCAGCUUCAGUUUGAAGUGAUUGUGUUUGCUGUGUUGUUGGCUAGCUCCUCUGAACAACAGUGUCCUGACGAGAGAGCACAUUUUCUAUGCCAGGCAAAAUCGCAACUUAUGGAUGUGUCCAAAUAAAUGUCACUAGAAAACAGCUUAAACAAAUGCAAAUGCAGCUACUGUUGUUAUUCUAGGUUCACUGUUUGAUGUGACUAUAAGUUUGCCGUAGUUGGCUAGCUAGCAAGCAAGGGAUAGGAACUUUGCCAGCCAGUAUGGCAAUGGAACAUUUAGAACAAACGACUGGGUCCAUAGAUACAGAACAAAAAGACUGAACGACUGGGUUGCGUCUCUGGCAACCGAACCGAUAGAACGAACAACCAGGCGGCAUGGGUAGUAACCCUAGAUUUGUGUCGGGACUAUAUCUUGUGGAAGGAUGAAAUAGUAUGAAUAAAUUCAUCAAAAUAACAUUUUUUUAAUGAAAUAUGUCAAUCAUUAUUUGAAUAUGUUGGUAACCAGUAAUAAUGCCCUCAAAGCCUGUGUUUGGAGGAUAUAUUGGCACGGUUUGUUAACAACACCUGUGCCAAUAUAUCCUUCAAACAAGCUUCUCUGGCUUUAUCACUUAAUUCUGCAAUCUAGACAAGGGGAAAGAUGAGAUGGAAAGAUGGAAAGCUUUAAAGACAUAUCUUUGCGAACAGAAGUGGCAUAUCUUGUGCCAGGGGUGGAGUGUUUUUAACCUGUAUCGAACUGCAUCUGCACAUACCUCUACUUGUUUGACUCUAACUGUAUGUACUAUCUCUUUCAGAAUCACAUGGAAACAAACGGAAAGAAAGGAAAAAAGGUAAAGUUCACAAAUUCUACCCUUAAAGGGAAAAUUCUCUCAAAAACUAUUUGUGUGUGUUUUUUUCAUUAGUCCACUGAUAAUACAGUCCCAAAAUAUGUUGCAUGUCAGCAGUCAAGUUUUCAAGAUAUUGGACUUUCAAGAAGCAAAGUGUCACCAGCAACAUCAUCAUGAUGAUGCUAAAUUUAAGUGAACGCUUCCAUUGCUACAGGUGAUGGUGCGGUGAGGAGGAGGUUGUUUGGAUUUUCAUUUAUGUCAUAGUAUUCACUAAUUCAGAUUUCUUUCCAUGUCUUAUUUUUUUUAGGCAAGAAAGGCCCUCCGGGUGCACCUGGUCCCCCAGGCCCUCCAGGGCCACAGGGGCCACCAGGUAUUCCUGGCAUCCCAGGUAUCCCUGGGAACAAUGCCAUGGGUCCCUCAGGACCACCCGGACCGCCAGGCCCUGCUGGACCCCCAGGGCCACAGGGACCCCCUGGUCUUCAAGGACCCUCAGGUACGGCCUCAGUUUCAUUCCCUUUGGCCCAAAUCCUGAUUUGAGAUGUAUUUGUGUUUUUCAACCUUUCAUUUAAAAAAACUGACAGUGUAAUUGUUUUCUAAUCUGCACAGGGGGCAGAGUCAGAGAUAGCCAGGUAUGUUAACCUUUCAAUGUUUUGAUAAUUAAUUGUAUUUAUGUAUGUCCACUUUUCCAGGAAUGUAUUCUUUCUUGUUGUGUUACAGCCUGCUGUGGUACAUCUCCAAGGCCAGGAAACAACAAUACAGGUCAAAGAAGGUAAGAGUUAAAUUUUAGACACUCUGGUCACAUCACUUAAUGGCUGAAAACAAGUCACAUUUACAGUCCGAAAUAAUUCUUAAGAAGUAUCUUCUUUGUUAUUAGUUCUUCUAAGAAUAGAUCUGAAUAGAAGGUCACGAAAACUAUGUGUGCGCAUCGAUGGGGCAGAAGUCUGUGUGUUGAAAUGAUUCUGGACAGUCAGAUAGCUGUUUUGCUCCACAGUUGCGCACACAUUGGUUUUGUUGCUAAACAGCCCACCCGUCUAUAAGUUAAAACAUGAAUUCACUGCAUUUACUGUAGUUUCUUUUUUGACAAUGCAACAAUGAAGAACCCUGUCUGUAAUUGUAUGGCAACGACGGAUGUUAAGUGACUGCCCUUUUCUCACGCUGAGAUCUUUCAGAAGGCGUACUGAGAAACUGGAAAAUGAUAUCCAUGCAUCACAAGGUGUUCAAGAUGCACUCGCGGUCUGGGGAGCUAGAGGUGCUGGUAGAUGGCACCUACUUCAUCUAUAGUCAGGUAGAAGUGAGUAUGGUCUUGGGCCUAACUCUUCCUAUCGCCUGCAUGUCACUCGUCCUUUCUCUCUGCAGUCCCAGUGGAUUAUGCUAUCUCAAUGGUUAGCAAGGUCAAAAUAUCUAAGUUGACUAUGGUAAGGCCUAACAUACUAAGGCAUAAUCUAUAAUGACUCCUUAUCUUAUAGUCUAAACUUUCUUAUUCAGAAAUCCAAAUUAGAUUUCCCCAUGAAAUGACUUUUGCAAGUAUUUCAUUGAAAUUAUCUGGCAUACUGUAGGCUACAUUUCUCAGAACCCAGUUGGUUGAUUUUGCCAGUGCUCUUGGCUGCAGAGGGAAAUGUCUGGAUGAGUGAAGUAAAUGUAUUGCAUGCCCUUCAAAGUGAUCCACCUUGUACAAAGUGUAUCAUAUUCUGUAGUAAUUUGCCCAGUUUGCCUGCUAUAUCUCAUUGUAAAUAAGUUGUAAAUAAGUUAUAUAAGUAGUCUGUAUUAUCUGCAUGCUCACACUCUUACUUUGAACCAAAAAGGGUUCUUCAAAGGGUUCUCCUAUGGGGACAGCUGAAGAACCCUUUUUGGUUCUAGAUAGCACCUUUUUUCUAAGAGUGCAUAUUUGUGUUAUUCCCUCAGAAUUAAACACAAUAUUUAUGGAAUGUUUGUCUCCACAUAACUUUUACUGCCAGGUUUACUACCUCAACUUCACUGACAUUGCUAGCUACGAGGUGAUGGUGGACAAGACGCCGUUCCUGCGCUGUACACGGAGCAUCGAGACGGGACAGCGCAAGUUCAACACCUGCUACACGGCUGGGGUGUGUCUGCUACGUGCCCGGCAGAAGAUCUCCAUCAGGAUGGUGUACGAGGACACCUCCAUCAGCAUGACCAACCACACCACCUUCCUGGGGAGCAUCCGCCUCGGGGAGGCCCCCCCAGCCAUCCACUCC
Messenger RNA from Coregonus sp. 'balchen', 22837 nucleotides. NCBI's taxonomy places the organism in Eukaryota, Metazoa, Chordata, Actinopteri, Salmoniformes, Salmonidae. The record is from the annotation of a GenBank genome assembly.